AUGCGAGCUGAAAGUGAAGGAGAUAACGGAGAUGCAGCUGCCGGAGAUGCAGCUGCCGGAGAUGCAGCUGCCGGAGAUGCAGCUGACGGAGAUGCAGCUGCCGGAGAUGCAGCUGACGGAGAUGCAGCUGCCGGAGAUGCAGCUGACGGAGAUGCAGCUGCCGGAGAUGCAGCUGACGGAGAUGCAGCUGCCGGAGAUGCAGCUGACGGAGAUGCAGCUGAUGAUGACAAAGACGAGGACGAUCACCAUGAGGACCAAGACGAGGACGAUCACCAUGAGGACCAAGACGAGGACGAUCACCACGAGGACCAAGACGAGGACGAUCACCAUGAGGACCAAGACGAGGACGAUCACCAUGGCGACUUUUCAGCUGGUACAGGUGUUAAGAUCAGCAGUAUUGUCUUCGGUGUUGUGGCAGCAAGGUUCCUUUAA
Messenger RNA from Bolinopsis microptera, 432 nucleotides. Its product is annotated as ribosomal L1 domain-containing protein CG13096-like. The record is from RefSeq and is a predicted model, not a curated record. NCBI's taxonomy places the organism in Eukaryota, Metazoa, Ctenophora, Tentaculata, Lobata, Bolinopsidae. The transcript has a single exon. The coding region runs from base 1 to 432 and encodes 143 amino acids.